UGGCAUUAUUGUUUAUUAAGCGAGGGAAUUUAUAAUGGCCGACGCGAAGGUAUCAGAAAGUGAAAAGGUUGUUAUUUCGGCUGAAGUUCAAAGCUUGAAGAUUCCUGACUUGAAGAAAAGAUUAGAAGCUCUUGGCUUAUCCAUUACUGGUAGUAAAGCUGAAUUAAUGGAACGGCUUCAAGCAGCUAGUAUUUCUAGGAAGGAUGUUUCAUUUUUAACAGUUGAUCCAUUUGCUGAUGAAGGUAGAUCUGAUUCAUUUGAUGAUGGAAAUAAACCUGCAGAAGAUGAUUCUUGUAUUUCUUUACAAGAUAAUGAUCAGUCCUUAUUUUCAUCUGAAGGUGAUUCAAUGAGAAUAGUUGAUAGUUCAAUAGGAGACUCAAAAUUGAGUACAGAUAACCCUCCAUCCAAACCUUUGAAAAAAAGUACAAAAGGGACUGAAAGUACAGUUACUAGGAAAAAAAUUCAACUGACUAGGACUAAUGUUAUUACAUCUACUCCUAAAUCUUUAUCUCCUGUGAAAUCAACAUCUAUUAUAAAAACAACACAAGCAGGUGGCAAGAAGAAACUGUCACUGAAAAGCAUGACAGAUGAUGAGAGAUUAGCAAUGAGGGCUAAAAGGUUCAAUGUUACACCAUCUGCAACUUCUUUUUCUAAAUCUGAAAAAACUUUAAGAAGUUCCAGAUCUGUUGGCUUAACCAGUACAAGUACUUCUGCUGAUUUAGCGGUCCUAAAGAAAAGAGCUGAGAGGUUUGGUCAAAAUGUGUCUUCAGUUAUGAAACAAAUUGAAGAAAAAGAGAGGCUUCUGAAGCGUAAGUUUAAAUUUGGAGCAAGUGUAUCAUCAUUGUCAGCUAUCUCCAGCUUGGAUGAGCAAGAAAAGAAAAGGAGGAGGGCGGAAAGAUUUGGGAUAUCUUGAAACAGUUUUGAUUUAAAUUUUGUAUUCUAUUAAUGUAAAAUUCAUAGAGAAAUCCUAUAACUGAAUGUAAAAUGUAAAAAGCUUAUGUAAUUCUUCCAUUUAUAUUUUCUGGUCUGAAUAUUUUGUUUACUAUUUAGAAGCAUAUUUACAAACCAAAUACAUAAAAAGAAAUGCUGAAUGUAACAUUUCUUAAUAUAACAAGCAAGGUUUAGCUUGUAACUACUCUAUCAGAGGUAGAACUUUUACCUUUUAUAUAUUAAAAAAAAAAAAAAAAAAAACUGUUUGAUAUUGUAUAAUGAAGGUGACUUACCAAGUAGACUCGCACACAUGCCUUUUAUGCUUCCUCUUAUUAUUUUACAUACUUAUUUUUAUUUAUGUAUUUAACUGACAUGUGACCAGCUUCUCUAUUAUUAUGAUAAACAGUUUUUUAUUUUA
Molecule: messenger RNA, 1348 nt
Organism: Stegodyphus dumicola
Lineage: Eukaryota; Metazoa; Arthropoda; Arachnida; Araneae; Eresidae
Biological process (GO): poly(A)+ mRNA export from nucleus
Cellular component (GO): nucleus
Source: RefSeq, a predicted model, not a curated record